Sphaeramia orbicularis (orbiculate cardinalfish) is the source of this 2164-nucleotide messenger RNA. RefSeq names its product intraflagellar transport 74 (gene ift74). Gene Ontology annotation, cellular component: cilium; intraciliary transport particle B. NCBI's taxonomy places the organism in Eukaryota, Metazoa, Chordata, Actinopteri, Kurtiformes, Apogonidae. Gene Ontology annotation, molecular function: beta-tubulin binding. Gene Ontology annotation, biological process: intraciliary transport involved in cilium assembly; cilium assembly. The record is from RefSeq and is a predicted model, not a curated record.
CUAUUGAAGCAUGAUUUCAUAUAGAAGAAGAAGAAAACGGUUGUCGUGGUAACAUCAACAUCAUCUCUUACGGCAGACGCAGUUAGCCCUACAUUUGUUUUAACCUGGCAUUAAAGUCUCACGUUAACUAAACAGAAUAUUCGGGGUAACAGACUUGGACCGUCCACAGAACCAUCAGAGGGAAUCCGGUUAAUAGGCAUCAUGGCUAGUCAGAGGCCACUCUCUGGCAUGGGCAGGCCUGUCAGCCGUAGUGGAUCUGUAGUUCCUGGAGCUGGAAGACCUCCAACUGCCAUCCGUCCUCCACCUACAGCUAUACGUGUUGGAACAGGGAUGGUUCCAGGUACAGGUGGCCAUUCUGCUAUGAGGGGUGGCAUUCCCAUCGCUACCCCUGGAGUCCUUUCGGCACAGAUCAAGGUGACUGACAGGCCCGUCACCCAACAGGGACUGAGUGGAAUGAAGACAGGAAUGAAAGGACCUCAGAGGCAGAUUCUGGAUAAGUCUUACUAUUUAGGUCUUCUCAGGAGUAAGAAUGAGUUGACCACAGAGACCAGCAAACUACACAAAGAGAUUGACAGCUACAACCAGGAGAACUCUGUCUAUCUGUCAUAUGAAGAAAGAGCUGAAGGCUUGGCAGUAGAAAUUAAGGAUCUACAAGGACAGCUUGCAGACUAUAACAUGCUAGUGGACAAGCUCAACACAAACACAGAGAUGGAGGAUAUGAUCAAUGACUACAACACUUUGAAAGCCCAGAAUGACAGCAAAGCUGAAAGCAUUGACAGCAUCUUCACUGAAAGAGAGAGACGAGAGGAAGCAAUCAGGGCGAUAGAGGAGGAGAUCAGGAGGGAAAGGCGUGUUGCUGAUGAGGUCGUACAGGCGAUGCCGCCUGCCAAGCAAGAGAAGUAUUUCACCAUGACAACAGCCAAUGAAGAGCUGUUACAGGAGCUCACUGUUCUCCAGGAGGUUGACAUACUGAUGACCAGGAAAGAUGACUAUGAAGCAGAACUGGCCCACUCGCUAAAGCAGGAGGUGGUUCAACUUCAUGAGACUCUCUCAGCACUGGAGGCGAAGCGUGAUGCCAUGGCUGAGCAGAAGAGCCUGGGUUCCCCUCAGGAGGAACGAGAAAAGUUAUUUAAGCAGGUGAAAGAGGACAACCAGGAAAUUGCGAGCAUGGAGAGACAGCUUACAGAGAUCCGGGACAGAACCAGACAAGUCAUAGAGGAGAUCCGACAGCUGGAGCAGGACUCUGAGGAGGCUCAGGGAGAGUGUCAACAGAAAUACAAGGAGCUGAAGAAGAAAGAGGAGGACAUUGAUCGUUUCUUGGAAUCAUUUGAGGAGGUGAAGGCUCAGGAACUGCAAAAGAUGACACAGAGCCAGGAGAACAUUGUAUCCCUGUUGGAACAUUGCAGCCGGAACAUGUUGCGGCUCCGUCAGGUGGACACAGUCACAGCUAGUGAGCUGAAGAACAUGCAGGAGGUCCUGGUCAGCAAAGAGACGGAGGUGGUCCAAUCAGAGAGCACGACCAGGGGCCUGUCAACGGAGUCCCAGCGUCUGCAGCAGGACCUGGAGAAGGUGCAGCAGCUGGAGGGGAAGAUAACAGGAGAGCUGAGCACCCUGAAGGAACGGGUGAGCACCAUGGAGUCUGAACUGCACACCUACCGGGACCUAGACACCCUGAAACGCUCUGCUGAGGAAAAGAAGAAGAGACUGCAGGAGGACCGUGUAUUACUGACUCAGCGUCAGGAUUCAUUCCGACAGCUGUUAGAAGAAAAGAACCAGAAUUAUGACGCUCUGAAAACAAAACUACAAGAGAACGAGACUCAUGCUCAGCUAGUUAACCUGGAGAGGAAAUGGCAACACCUGGAGCAGAACAAUUUUGUCAUGAAAGAGUUUAUUGCCUCAAAAUCUCAGGAGAGCGACUAUGCCUCAGUGGCCAAGAACGUCUACCAGCAGCUGGCGGAGUAUAACAAGUGUCUCAUCGAUUCACUGCAGAGCAAUAGAAGUUAGACACACUACACUGUUUAGGGACUAUAUUAACUGACUAACCCUGACUCUAUGUAAAUCUGUUUGAGUUUGUAUUUAAAAAUAAGAGCUUCUUUAAAUCACUAUUUAGAAUUUUUGUCUGAAUCUAUCUUCAAAUGUAUUUCAAUAAAUAUGUUUUUAGGAA